AUGCCUAGACGUCCUGCGCACGGACAAGAAGAGGAAGCAACUGAUGAGGUAGCACAAGCUGAGACAGGAAUCAGAGGAGAAGAUUCUAGAGAAGAGCCAGACCAUUCGGAGACUCGAGAGGCUGGCAAGAGCGACAAGCGGGACAACAAGAAGCGCAGCAAGGACAAGAAAGGUGAAAUACGGAAGGACAAGAGGAAGAAGGAUAAGAAGGAUAAGAAGGACAAGAAGGAGAAAGCCAAGAGGCAUGAGCUGAAGGCGUUUGGUAGAGCCAAAGAUCGCAAAAGAAAGCAAACUGCAGAGGAGAAGGAAAGGGAGUGGAACUCCUUCUUGUCUUUUGAGCUCAACGAGGCACCCUCCCAACCGUCCUCCAACCUGCCCAAUGCUGGUAUCACUUUUGAGGUCAGCCAACACGAGACCAGGCCAGCUCCUGCAGAUCCAAUAUCAAGCGAUCCUGUCCAUGAUCCAGUGAUGGAGUUGCGCAGGAGGAUCGAACAGCUACUGGUCUCUUCUGGUGGUGAAAGCACCGUGGGAAGAGCUGAAGCAAAGCUUCGAACGACUUUGAACAGCAAGGUGCUGAGCAGCUUUUCCAUUACUCCGGCUUCAGAUCGAAGCACCUCCAAUGCGAUCAUUCGCCUGACAGCAAAGCAGGCUUGCGCCCUCUUAGAAGAACCAAGCUUGCAAUUGGCUGCGCUCGAGGAGAGUUACUUCGCUCUUGGAGAAGAGGUACUUCAGUCGGGGUUGGACUUUUCAAACGAGGACAGGUUUCGAGAUCUUUUUGAUGAUUUCUUGGCAAAACGAGAGGAUUUGCGGAUGGCGUCGCAAAGGAUGGAGCCAAAGAAGCCAUACAUACCCCGCACGCGCAGAGCAAAGAGGAGUCACAGGGAUUUGCCUCCCAUGACAGAGGAUGAGAAGAAUUUACUACAUGACGUUCGCAGAGUGAUGAAGGCUCUGUCGCAUGAUACUUGGAUUCCACUGUCUCAGCUCUUGGAGGAUGCAAAGAUCCGGAGGGCUCGCUGGAAGCUGCCAUUGGGACUUUCUCUUUGGCAAUGGCUGUCCUUGCGGUGUGACGAGCAGCUCACCACAGUCAAUCAGGGCUCCGAUAUGCUUCUGCAGCUAUCAGAGGGAGCAGUUCCUCAGAAGGGCCUUCGGAUGAGUAAUGAGGAAAGAAGGCAGCAGUUGUCCGAAGCUGUCUUCGAGACUCUGGCUGUUCUGCAGCGAGACUUUCCUCAAGGAGGAGGGCUUGAUGUGGAUGAUUUGCGGCAAGUUCCAGCUGUUUCGCGUUUGCAGUUUGAACGUGCAGCCUUGAUUCAGGCCUUGAAAAAGCAGAGGACUUUGGAGGUUUCCUCUCGAGGUGGGCGCUUGAUGGUGCGUCUUCGCGACGCACCGCAGCAAGGCGAGCCAAAGGAACGGAAUGGACCCGUGAAAACGAUAGACAGGCUAGAGACAGAAAAAGUGGAUGGGACUGUGCCAGAGCCAGGUGCUUCAAAAAGUCUCAUUCCAGACCGUCCCCUUCCAAUCAAUGUAGCUGACUGGCAACGGGAACAGGAGUAUUGGUUUAAAGGAAUGAAGCCCCUUCCGGAGGGUUGGAUUCGCUGCUUGUCCAGAAAUUCCAAGCAGAUGUACUAUUACGACACCAAGAACUGCAAGUCAGCAUCACAAGAGCCCCAGGAGCCUGCCCAACCAAGAACACCAAUGGCAAUGCCUGGCUAA
This is a messenger RNA of Durusdinium trenchii, 1710 nucleotides long. The record is from the annotation of a GenBank genome assembly. NCBI's taxonomy places the organism in Eukaryota, Dinophyceae, Suessiales, Symbiodiniaceae.